UUUUUGGACGAGGCUGCAGUCCAGAAGGUAUUUUUGAAGUCCUUAGACAACUACAUUAAGUGGUGCAACUAUCUGGGUAUCUUGCCAGUGUGGAGCAACCUUGAUGUUAUCAACAAGGAAAGGAAGGUGCUGUUCAUUUCUUUGUAUUUCUUGAUAUGGGGUGAAGCUGGCAAUGCUCGAUUUCUUCCAGAAUGCUUGUGCUACAUAUUUCAUCAUGUACGAAAAUUCCAGCAUUUCAUAUAAUAUUGCUGGUACUACAUGCCAUUUAGUUUGCUGUUUGUUUUUAUCUGCCCCCAAAGUAAUGCCCUUUUUUAUUAUUUA
Messenger RNA from Cuscuta campestris, 321 nucleotides. NCBI's taxonomy places the organism in Eukaryota, Viridiplantae, Streptophyta, Magnoliopsida, Solanales, Convolvulaceae. The record is from the annotation of a GenBank genome assembly.